Molecule: messenger RNA, 784 nt
Organism: Ceutorhynchus assimilis (cabbage seed weevil)
Lineage: Eukaryota; Metazoa; Arthropoda; Insecta; Coleoptera; Curculionidae
Source: the annotation of a GenBank genome assembly
CCAAAAUGAAAUUUUCGUAUCUAACUUUAUUUAUAAUACUUUUCGCUGGCAUUGAAGGAAAUGGGAUUCUCGGGAACGAACAUAACGUAAAACUUUUAGAUACUAGCAAACAGUUACUCUCAAGGCAAAAAAGAUGGCUUAUUUGGAAGGAAGGAACGAAUUGGGUCUCGGUUAUUUUUGGUAUCGGUGUACCAGUAAAUGUAGAACACCAAAGUAUAACACUGGGUAUGGUUAUGAAGGCUUUUUAUUUAUUACCAACAAACAGCAGUAUUUUUACAAAUCCAGAAAUCGGUAUAUUGGAUAGGAAAAGCCGAAGCAAACGUUCAGCUACAAGAUGGAAAAUUUACGAAGCCAUCGAGAAUUAUUUAGACCGAAAUAACUAUCCAGAUGGUAAAGCCUGUCUCCUGAAAUCGAUAUGCGAGAUAUCCGCAGUUCCGCUCGAACAAAAAUCGGGACUGAUAGCGGAAAUUUUUCAUAGCAUUCUCACGCCUUCUUCCACCGACGACGAAAUCGAAAAUCACAUACACAACGAGUACCACGAAGCCGAAAAGUUGGGCCGAGAAGUUGAAAGUUGUUCUCACGUUUUCCCCGAGUGUCCCGUCGAUCCUGUGCAGCAGUUUUCAAAGUUUAUGUCCGUGAAUAAGUUUGUAUACUAAAGUUUUCGAGUUUUAAUAAAAUUUCCCUAAAGUUUAAUCUAGUUUUUAUAUUAAAUUAUAAGCUGUUUUACUGUUUACACUCCUAAAAUAUCCUGAUGUAAACUCGGUAAUAAAAACCUGGGCAAUAA